AAACACGAUUAUUUAUUGACGAGCAACUUAAAAAGCGCGGGAAAGCAAAGGGGCAAAUAGAUUAGGGCUUGUGAAGAGCCGCGAGAGGGCAGAUAUAUUUUUUCGUCAAAUGGACGGCGGAGAUGAAGGAUCGUCGCUCUCAGCCUCACGGACAACCGUCGAUCUCACCGGAGAUAAAGCGGCGGUGGUGGAUCUGACGGGGAAGGUGCAUCAGCUGCCGUGCUGCAUCAAGUACGACGGUCCCGCCUCCGUUUCUCACUACUUCAAGCCCAAAAUCACUGGGGUAGAGGUGGAUGGGCUAAGAGUGGAGGAAGCGUACUUCAGAGGAAGGAAUUUACAUGGAACUACCAUCACUCUUCCCCAGGAUUGCUCUGGCUUUAUCUUGGGAAAGAAAACGCCUGUCGAGGAAACUAAAACCACUAAUUCAGAGUGCUGGGAGACAAAUGCGACUUUUAAAAAUGUCACGGUAUGGAAUCAUGAUGAAAUGCCGUCAAAAGAGGAUGCAUUCGUGCGUGCCUUUCACUGGUUUGCUGUUGCCAACACUCUGCACCGAACAGUCACUGCUGAAGACCUGGAAUCUACAUGUAUUGAUUAGUAAGUGGUCUAAUUAAUCGAGACCCUUUCAUGCUCGAUUUUCACUGGCUUCUACAUAGUGAGAAAUGUGAUAUUUACUUUCCUCUUCUCUGGUUUAAAUUGUACUGCUGUCCAGUAUUAGUAAAUCUACCAUCGUUGCUCCA
Messenger RNA from Erythranthe guttata (spotted monkey flower), 737 nucleotides. RefSeq names its product ribonuclease H2 subunit C-like protein. Gene Ontology annotation, cellular component: ribonuclease H2 complex. Gene Ontology annotation, biological process: RNA catabolic process. The record is from RefSeq and is a predicted model, not a curated record. NCBI's taxonomy places the organism in Eukaryota, Viridiplantae, Streptophyta, Magnoliopsida, Lamiales, Phrymaceae.